AAAUAACAACAAAGCACAAUAAUCGGAAGCAGAGGCAGCGAAUAAGUGAAAAAGGUCGGAGCAAUUAUUAACAGAACAUCGGUGUUCAGCGUAGAAAAAUGUAAUCAUAAUUGUAAAAACUGAUCUGAAAAGUAUUUAGAAGUAAAGUUAUUAAUUAAUUGAUGGUUUGUUGAUGCAAUACGGCUGGUGCACCGCUGGAUAAAGUGUUUAUAGAAGCCUACGAAAAAUUGCAAAACAAGCGUCGAUCCGAUCGUCGUUAUUUAAUACCAUCGAAAAAUCUUGUGGAGAUCAUCGUGUUGGUGCUCGGGGACAUAUUUUGAGAAAAUUUGAUUUAAUAAAUUGCUGUUGAAAAAUGGUGCGUCGUCGCGCUACAAAAGUUGCUGCGCUUACUGGCGGAGGUGCGCGAAGCGCCAAUAGUAAUUUGUUAGAAAAUGGUGAACUCAAAUCUACGGUUGGCUGUACACAUUUGGACGAACAAUACUUUGCCAGUCCUAAACGUAAAGACUGUAAAAUUGAUAACUGCUUAAUGGAAAAGGUUGGUAAUAAAGAACAUCAAUCCGAAAAAGAAGUGAAAACACACGGAAAAACUAAAUCAUAUCCAUCAGCAACUGGCAAGGUACGAGCCGAAAGAGGAGGUAUUGCUGGCCGUACGAUUGGUGUGCCUUUGGCCACUCGUUCACAAACACGUACAAUAGAAAACUUCUUCAAGGCUAAAACUGCUGCCAAUAACGCUAAAUUAGAAGAUACUUCGGUGACAAAAACUGAAACCAUAAGCUGCACAGAAAACGAAGAAUACUUGUAUGAAGACUUGCCCCACUACAAUAAUAUUCAUCCACCAACACCAGAUACACCAUGUGAACUUGACGAAGAUACAAAUGAUAGUGAAUUUAGUUCACAGCUAACAGAGGGGACCGUCUACGGAAGUGAUUUUCUUACACAUCGCUCACAAUUACGUGAUAGCCACUCUUCAACUGGCAGCGCAUGUACAAAUAUCAGCACCUCAGAAAACAUAUUUCUCCAAGAACCCGUACUAACUUUGAAUGUCGACAAAACGCUAAAUCAAGCGUCAUCCAUAAAGAUAAAUACGUCACUAGAAGUGGAGCCGAUCUUUUCAUCACCACCCGCGCUUACUUCUGCACUUAACGGGCGUUUCAAUCAAAUUGUGACACUCAACAUUUCGCCGUGCAAGAAACUAGACACAUUCUCUUGUGAAGCACCAAAUAUGGCCAUUGUAGCCUUACAGGGAGACGAUUUGGUGGAAGAGAUCAUUGACAAUGAUAAUGACAAUAGUUCUUGCGACAGUGGUGUUGCUUUUACUAACACAGUGAAUAGAGAUGUGUUGUUGACAGAACAAAAUGACAAGAUCGUGUCUGUGGUGACGGAUAAUGGCAAUAAGCAUAGAAGAAAACCAGCAACACCACAUCGUAUUGUAUGUCCUUCACCAAUUAAAACUAUGCCACCUAUGAUCUCACCUAUGUGUGCUGUUGUGAACGGUAGAAUCUCGUCGCCUUCAGGAUGUAAACUUAACAGAGAACACUUAUCGCCGCGCAAAUCCCCACGCAAAAUGGCGUCUUCCAAUUCUAAAACACGACGAAGGCUGAACACACAAAAAGAGCUAAGCGCACUAAAUAACGUCGAGGAAGCAGUUAAGUUGUUACCUGAGGAAUGUGCAGUCGCUAUGAAUUACAAUGAGCCAGAUAAGUUUAUACAACAUGAGAUCAACGAUUGCGAGAAACGUGAAGAACAACAACAAAAGUGCGCCACAAUAAUGAAUACAUUAAAACAACCACAAAAGCUGGUGGCACCAAAAUCACAUGUGGUCAAAAUGCAGACACACAAACCGAAAUUGGUGAAUGGUCGACCACUUGCCACAACAAAUAAUAAUCACACCUUAAAAGAAUGCUUCCCCGUACGUCGUAGUGUACGUAAAACUAAAACUGCCGUAAAUGAAGAGAUCAUGCGCAAUCUGGAGCGGGCUAUUCUCGAAGAACGCGCCGAUGGACUGAAGGUGGCACAUUUCGAGGGCAAAGGUCGUGGUGUUGUAGCCGAACGACACUUUCAACGCGGUGAAUUCGUUGUGGAGUAUAUUGGUGAUCUUAUACCGUUGACCGAGGCGAGUGCGCGCGAGAAGCGUUAUGCAUUGGACGAGAACGCAGGCUGUUACAUGUACUAUUUUCGGCAUCAAAAUCAACAGUACUGCAUUGAUGCAACUGCGGAUACGGGCAAAUUGGGACGUCUUGUGAAUCAUUCACGUAACGGCAAUCUCAUUACAAAAGUGGUCGUGGUGAAGCAACGGCCACACCUGAUAUUAGUAGCAAAAGAUGACAUAGAGCCGGGCGAAGAAUUGACCUACGAUUAUGGUGAUCGUUCCAAAGAAUCGCUACUGCAUCAUCCUUGGCUGGCUUUCUAGAAACAUCGUGGUCCAGUUGUUGUCGUCGUGAGGAGGCUAAAACCGUUAUAUAUUUAGCAUGACAGAUACACAAACAAUUCAAGUGCUUAACGAUGAAAGUCGUAGCGCCUUAAUACAGAGUUAACUGUCAAAAAGGCUAGUUAAAAUUAAUCAAAAAAUGACUUCUUAAGAGUGUGUGCGAGACCGUGUGCGCGCUUGCGUUGGCUGGUCGUCAGCGCGACAUUUAAUGGCUCAACUGCAGCUCAGUUGCAAAAACAAAUUAAGGAAUAGUAUAGCGAAAAAAAAAGUUAUAAUACAAAAUACCGUUUAUUAGAAAGCAUAUA
Bactrocera latifrons is the source of this 2733-nucleotide messenger RNA. It is a transcript of the gene Set8, whose product is annotated as histone-lysine N-methyltransferase pr-set7. The transcript has 4 exons. Lineage: Eukaryota; Metazoa; Arthropoda; Insecta; Diptera; Tephritidae. The coding region runs from base 353 to 2410 and encodes 685 amino acids. The record is from RefSeq and is a predicted model, not a curated record. Gene Ontology annotation, molecular function: protein binding; histone H4K20 methyltransferase activity.